Limulus polyphemus (Atlantic horseshoe crab) is the source of this 1459-nucleotide messenger RNA. RefSeq lists its product as uncharacterized. Gene Ontology annotation, molecular function: S-adenosylmethionine-dependent methyltransferase activity. NCBI's taxonomy places the organism in Eukaryota, Metazoa, Arthropoda, Merostomata, Xiphosura, Limulidae. The transcript is spliced from 6 exons. The record is from RefSeq and is a predicted model, not a curated record. Bases 327 to 1226 code for a protein of 299 amino acids.
AUAGUGUCUUGAAUUUUGAGGAAAGCUACUCGAGGGCUGUGACUGCUGGCCAUCUUUAAUUUUGAAGCGAUAGUUUAGAGGGCAGACAGAUAGUCAUCAUCACUGGUCGCCAUCUUUUGGGUUUCUCCUCACCAACGAAGACUGCGGUUGACAGUCAUACUGUAACUCCUUAGCGUCUGAAAUGGUAACCUACAUAAUAUAAGUUCAACGGUUAGAGAGGAAAGAGUUAAGAGCAUACGAUAUUGUAGAUUUUGGCCUGCAUGCACAACACCAGGUAACCUAACAACAUCUUAGUAACCACUAUCUCUUACUACAACCUUCAAAAGAUGUCGUCUACAAGUAGCACAAAACAAACUUCACCCAGUAACUGUAAGACUCAUCAAGAACAAGGAUGUUGUCAACCAGAUGAAUCUAAUAUACAAUGUAACAAUGGCAAUAUAAAAAGAGGCUGUCAGUCUUACGAAAAUUGUACAAGUGGUCAUGAUAAAGACAAAGAUGAAUGCUGCCAAAGUGACGAACAUUGCAUGGAGAUUAAACCUGAUGACACAAACACGGAUAAAUGUGAACAUGGUGAUAGUCAUCAUCACUGUGACGCACAUGACGAUGAAGAAGCAUUUCUGUUAGAAGCAACUCAUAAAGAUGUCAUGCCGCCGGAGAAAACAUGCGAAAUUUAUGAUAAACACGCAGAUUAUUAUGAAAAGUUCAUAAUAAAACAUGAAUCUGAAACUUGGUACGUAAUUGUGACCGAGUUGAUGAACUUUCUGAAAGAGAAAAGUGGCAGAAUCUUGGACGUCGGAGCUGGGACAGGAGCAACUUCAAACGUGCUAAAACAACGUGGAUAUAAUAAUAUUGAUGCCCUAGAUGGAAGUGAAGGAAUGUUGAAAAUAGCCAAAACCAAAAAUAUCUAUCAGAAUUUUAUCCAUCUUAUUCUGAAGGGUGGAGUUCGCAUCCCCAAUAUUGAAAAUGAUACCUACAGCGCUGUUGUGUUAAAUGGAGUAUUUUGUCCAAAUCAUUGUGACUCUGAGGUUUUUCCUGAACUGAUUCGUGUUGUAAAGCCAGGAGGGUAUAUCUGUUGGACAAUAAAUAUUGGUGAAAAUAAGGACGAGGAGAAAUUCAACAAUGAUGUAGAAAACCUAUGUAAGGAAGGCAAGUGGAAGAAGCUAUUGGAAAAAGUUCAUGAUGGCUACUAUGGAGAAGAAAAGAUUACUAUAAUGGAAGUUUUGUAAGAGGUGUUACUGUGUUUGUAAGAAAAAUAUGUGUGCCAGUCGUUUAAUAAAAAGAAGAAGAACAUAGUCAACACUAAAUUUAGAGGUAACAAUGGAAAUAAAGUGGUGACGAAAAACUUCUGAUCAAUAUAACUUUUGUUGUUCACACCUGCAUUUUACUUAUCUCUUUAGUUCCAAUACAUAAAUAUAUUUGAGGAUUUGGUUAAUAAAACUAUUAACUACCUUUUUGCAUA